Messenger RNA from Arvicanthis niloticus (Nile rat), 4544 nucleotides. RefSeq names its product serine/threonine kinase 36 (gene Stk36). Lineage: Eukaryota; Metazoa; Chordata; Mammalia; Rodentia; Muridae. Gene Ontology annotation, cellular component: cytoplasm. The record is from RefSeq and is a predicted model, not a curated record. Gene Ontology annotation, biological process: smoothened signaling pathway; protein phosphorylation. Gene Ontology annotation, molecular function: protein kinase activity; ATP binding.
UUGGGAAGUUAGAGGCGGAAAACUAGGGCGGGGCGGGGUAAAAGAAAGCUGGCCCCGUUUCUAGGCAACUGAAGACUCUAGAUCCUUUGUGGGGCCUGCUAGCCGAGCGACAGAAGUGCCCUAGAAAGUGCCAAUGGGCGGUUCGCAUCUGUCACACACCUCUGAGAGCUUUGUCCUUUAAACUUCUGACCAGUUCCAGGGAGUAAAACUGGCCUCCCAGAUGUGUGGAACUACCCCCGGAUCUAUAGCUCUUCGUCACCGUCUUCUUUCUACCUUCUGAGAGACCCUGAAACCCUUGCCAUGGAAAAGUACCACGUUUUGGAGAUGAUUGGAGAAGGCUCUUUUGGGAGAGUGUAUAAAGGCCGAAAAAAAUACAGUGCUCAGGUGGUAGCCUUGAAGUUCAUCCCCAAACUGGGGCGCUCAGAGAAAGAGCUGAGGAAUCUGCAACGAGAGAUAGAGAUCAUGCGGGGUCUGUGGCACCCCAACAUCGUCCAUAUGCUUGACAGCUUCGAGACUGACAAAGAGGUGGUGGUGGUGACAGACUAUGCUGAGGGAGAACUCUUUCAGAUUCUGGAAGAUGAUGGAAAACUUCCUGAAGACCAGGUUCAGGCCAUCGCUGCCCAGUUGGUGUCAGCCCUAUACUAUCUGCAUUCCCACCGUAUCCUACACCGAGACAUGAAACCUCAGAACAUUCUUCUCGCCAAGGGUGGUGGCAUCAAACUUUGUGACUUUGGAUUUGCCCGAGCUAUGAGCACCAACACCAUGGUGCUGACGUCUAUCAAAGGCACACCGCUCUAUAUGUCUCCAGAGCUGGUGGAGGAGCGACCAUACGACCACACAGCAGACCUCUGGUCUGUAGGCUGCAUCCUGUAUGAGCUGGCUGUAGGCACGCCUCCCUUCUACACCACCAGCAUCUUUCAACUGGUUAGCCUUAUUCUCAAGGACCCUGUGCGCUGGCCAUCCACCAUUAGUUCCUGCUUUAAGAACUUCUUGCAGGGACUGCUCACCAAGGACCCUCGGCAGCGUCUGUCCUGGCCAGACCUCCUACAUCACCCCUUUAUUGCUGGCCGUGUCACCAUAAUAACUGAACCAGCAGGUUCUGAUUUGGGCACCCCAUUUACUACUCGCCUACCCCCAGAACUUCAGGUUCUAAAGGAUGAGCAGGCCCAUCGCCUGGCACCCAAGGGUAGCCAGUCUCGCAUCCUGCGCCAGGCCUGUAAACGCAUGGCUGAAGCCAAGCAGAAGGAAGACCAGAAUGCAGGAUCCACCCUUGAACAAGAAGAUAGGCUUUGCAAGGUGACACCCAGCACAGCCCCUGUGCCUGGACUAAAGGCCACGCCUCAGGAAUCAAGCCUCUUGGCUGGUAUAUUGGCUUCAGAAAUGAAGAACAACUGGGAAGACUGGGGGGCUGGAGAAGCACCCUCUGCACCUCGGGAAAACCACAUCACCUCGGAGUGUGAACAAACUUUCCCAGAGCUGAGGCCAGAGACGAUGGGCCGUCGGAGUACUGAUGCAGUGGAUCCUGAAACUGAGGAGCCAGACAGUGAUGACGAGUGGCAACGCUUACUAGAGACUACGGAGCCUGUGCCUGUGCAGCUGAAGUCCCCCCUCACCCUGCUGUGCAAUCCUGACUUCUGCCAGCGCAUCCAGAGUCAGCUGCGUGGGACUGGUGAGCAGAUCCUGAAAGGCGUCCUGGAUGGUGCUUCCCACCUCCUUCCUGCAUUCCGCAUCCUGAGCAGUCUCCUGUCCAGCUGCAGUGACUCAGUGCUCUUGUAUUCCUUCUGCCAGGAGGCAGGAGUGCCUGAGCUGCCUCUCAGCCUUCUUAGGUACAGCCAGGAGAGCAGCAAUAUGCAGCAGCAACCUUGGUAUGGGGCCUUCUUACGGGACCUGAUGGCUGUGGUUCAGGCCUACUUUUCGUGCACCUUCAAUCUGGAGAGGAGCCAGACAGGCGACAGCCUACAGGUGUUUCAGGAGGCCGCCAGCCUCUUUUUGGACCUAUUGGGGAAGCUGUUGGCCCAAUCAGAUGAUUCCGAGCAGACAUUUCGAAGGGAUAGCCUUAUGUGCUUUGCUGUCUUGUGUGAAGCUGUGGAUGGGAACAGCCGGGCCAUCUCCAAGGCCUUUUACUCCAGCCUGUUGACCACACAGCGUGCUGUGUUGGACGGGCUCCUUCAUGGCCUAACAGUUCCACAGCUUCCUUUCCACACACCACCAGGAGCACCACAAGUGAGCCAGCCGCUGCGGGAGCAGAGUGAAGAUGUACCUGGAGCCAUCUCUUCUGCCCUGGCAGCCAUGUGUACUGCCCCUGUGGGGCUGCCCAGCUGUUGGGACGCCAAGGAGCAGGUCUCUUGGCAUUUGGCCAACCAGCUAACUGAGGACAGCAGCCAACUGAGGCCAUCCCUCAUCUCUGGUCUACGGCACCAUAUCCUAUGCCUUCACCUUCUCAAGGUUCUCUACUCCUGCUGCUACAUUAGUGAGCACCUGUGCCAUAUUCUGGGGCAAGAGCCCCUGGCCUUGGAGUCCCUGCUGAUGUUAGUCCAGGGCAAGGUAAAAGUAGCAGACUGGGAAGAGUCCACUGAGGUGGCACUUUACCUCCUGUCCCUUCUUGUUUUUCGGCUCCAAGAUCUGCCUUCAGGGAUGGAAAAACUGGGCAGUGAGGUCGCUACUCUCUUUACCCACUCACAUGUCGUCUCUCUUGUGAAUGCAGCAGCCUGUCUCUUAGGACAGCUUGGUCAGCAAGGGGUGACCUUUGACCUCCAGCCCCGGGAAUGGAUUGCUGCAGCUGCACAUGCCUUGUCAGCCCCUGCAGAGGUCCGGCUGACUCCGCCAUGUAGUUGUGGCUUCUAUGAUGGCCUCCUCGUUCUUCUGCUUCAGCUCCUUACACAGGGGAAGCCUGGCCUGAUCAGGGAUGUGGCUGGUUCAGAGGUGUGGACCAUUCUGUGGCACCGCUUUUCCAUGGCUCUGAGGCUGCCCGAGGAGGUGUCUGCCCAGGAAGAUGACCUGUCACUAUCAAAUCCAUCCAGCCUAGAGCCAGACUGGACACUGAUUUCACCUCAAGGCAUGGCAGCCUUGCUGAGCCUGGCCAUGGUCAUCUUCACCCAGGAGCCCCAGUUAUGCCUGAGUCACCUGUCCCAGCAUGGCAGUGUCCUCAUGCUGACCCUGAAGCACCUGAUUUCACCCAGCUUCUUGCACCACCUGAGCCAGGCGCCUCAGGGGCCUGAGUUUCUCCCCGGUGUGGUGCUCUCUGUGUGCAAGCUGCUCUGCUUCCCUUUCGCCCUGGAUGUGGACGAUGACCUCCUCGUAGGUAUCUUGGCUGAACUCAGGGCCUCAGAAGUUGCAGUCUAUCUGCUGCAGGUCUGCUGCCACCACCUUCCGCUGUUACAAGCAGAGCUGCCCAUUGGCCUCCUUACACGCCUGGCCCUCAUGGAUUCCACCUCUCUCAAGCAGUUUGUGAACACAGUGGCCACCUCUUCUAGAGCCAUCAUCUCAUUCCUCUCUGUUGUUCUCCUGAGUGACCAGCCCCUCAUGAUCUCUGACCUCCUGUCCCUGCUGACACACGCAGCCCGGAUUCUGUCCCCCAGCCACUUGUCCUUUAUCCAAGAGCUCCUGUCUGGCACUGAUGAAUCCUAUCGGCCGCUGCGCAGCCUCCUAGGCCACUCAGAAAACACUGUGCGGGUCCGUACUUAUGGGCUCCUGGGACAUUUACUGCAGCACAGCAUGGCCCUACGAGGGGCACUACAGAGCCAGUCGGGACUGCUCAACCUUCUGCUGCUAGGGCUUGGAGACAAGGACCCUGCUGUGCGACGCAGUGCCAGCUUUGCUGUGGGCAAUGCAGCCUACCAGGCUGGUCCCCUGGGACCUGCCUUGGCAGCUGCAGUGCCCAGUAUGACCCAGCUGCUUGGAGAUGCCCAGGAUGGUAUCCGGCGCAACGCUGCAUCGGCUCUAGGCAAUCUGGGACCUGAAGGAUUGAGCAAGGAGCUAUUAAAGUGCCAAGUACCCCAGCGGCUCCUAGAAAUGGCAUGUGGAGACCCUCAGCCAACUGUCAAGGAGGCUGCCCUCAUUGCCCUUCGGAGCCUCCGACAGGAGCCCUGUAUUCAUCAGGUGCUGGUGUCACUGGGUGCCAGUGAGAAAUUAGCCUUGCUCUCUUUGGGGAAUCAGUUACUGCCAAAUAGCAGCAACAGGCCUGCCUCUGCCAGACACUGCAGGAGGCUCAUUCACCUCCUGAGGCCAACCCACAGCACAUGAGCCCAGACUCCUGUCCUACUGUUGCCAAGUCUUCCUUAUUCUCCUACCCAGGCUACUAGCUCAGCCCAGAGCUGAAGAGACUGAGAAAGAGUGCUAAGCUGCCAACUCCCCUGCAAGUGAGAAACUAGAAGAGAUUUUCUUAUUAAAGCUCCUUCCUUUCCCAAGAUUCAUGAUGAUUUGAAUCAGUAAACUUCAUUGCUGUUGGUGCCAGAGCAAAUCCCUUCCUUUCUGCAUGCAAGGAUCUUUCCUCUAGCAAUGAGCCCUUCACCCCAGGACCAUGCCAUCCACUCAGGCCUUAGGGG